AUGGAGAAACAUAAUGACCUCAACGGACAGGUAGCGGACACGCAACAGCGUCGCAGACCUAAGCGGCGCGUCCCGCCAGCGUGGCAGCCGCAGCCGCUUCCUGCAGCCAAUGAGACGCGGGGCGCGGGCGCCGGCUCUGUCAACAGCGCCCCUCCCCUGCGUCGGCACGCGGUCGCUCUGAUUGGGCGCGACAGCCGCGCUGCGGCCUCCCAUUGGCCGGAGCCGCCGCAGCCGCCGCCGCCGCUGCCGCCGCAACAGCAGCAGUCGCAGCCGCCGCCGAGGAGUUCCGAGGAGCCCGCCAGGCCGCGCGGGCUCUACAGCAUAGACCAGAUCCUGGGCACCGCCUCCGUGAAGGAAGACAACAACCAUCUGCACGAACAGUUCGACGAUACGGACUGUGGCCGCGCGGAGAGCGGCUCGACGACUUCCGGAGACCUGGACGCGGCAGAGGCGGACGCCGAGGAGGCCAAGCCCCGCAAGGUGCGCCGCUCCAGGACCACCUUCACCACGUUCCAGCUGCACCAGCUGGAGCGCGCCUUCGAGAAGACGCAGUAUCCGGACGUGUUCACCCGCGAGGAGCUCGCAAUGCGACUCGACCUCAGCGAGGCGCGCGUCCAGGUGUGGUUUCAGAACCGAAGAGCAAAAUGGCGCAAACGGGAGAAGGCGCUAGGCAGGGAAACUGCCGGCUUCCUACACGGCGAUCAGCCAGGUCUGGCUGACUUCGUGCCGUCGCCGCUGGGUCUGCCGCCUCUGCCUCCGGAUCCUUUCUGGCCGGGGGCGGCGCUGGGCUUCACCCCGAUGUUCGGGCUGGGUCUGCCAUGGGGGCCCGGCGGCAAGGCCGGCCACCCACCGCCGCCGCUGCAGGCGCUUCUGUCGCAGUACAUGCUGGCCGGAGGCGGUCUGCCGCUGGCCGCCGCCUUCCCGCUGCCGCCCCCGCUGCCGCACGCCGCGCAGCAGCACCAGCAGCCGCCCCCACAGCCGCAGGAGCGGCCGUCGCCCCCGCCGCCUCCACCGGCUCCGGAGCGCGCCGCCUCCCCGCAGCCGUGCGCGUCACCGGAGUCUCGCAAACACAGUAUAGAAGCACUGCGCAUGCGCGCCAAGGAGCACCAGGUGGCGCUGCAGCAGCGCCUCGCCGCCGUCGCCGCCGCAGCCGCCUCCGCGUCUUCGCCGCCCCCGCCGGCACCGCCGGGCGCCGCCUCCACCCCGCCGGUUCCCGCCAAGUCGUAG
Molecule: messenger RNA, 1227 nt
Organism: Schistocerca serialis cubense
Lineage: Eukaryota; Metazoa; Arthropoda; Insecta; Orthoptera; Acrididae
Product: retinal homeobox protein Rx2-like
Exons: 7
Coding region: 1-1227 (408 amino acids)
Biological process (GO): regulation of transcription by RNA polymerase II
Molecular function (GO): DNA-binding transcription factor activity, RNA polymerase II-specific; RNA polymerase II transcription regulatory region sequence-specific DNA binding
Source: RefSeq, a predicted model, not a curated record